UUAGCUGCUCGAUUUGAUCCUCAUUUUUGUAAAUACGGUUCCACACCUGGGUAAAACAGGGUACAGGUGUAGCAAAGUACGCGGACCAAAUCGAGUGAUUAAUAUCGCAGCUGCAUCAGAUGGUCUACACAAAAUUUUAUCGGCUUCUUAUACUGCAAGUUAUUAGACAAAACCAAUCAUGGUCGUGCGGUGUUGUCCAUGGCAACAGCCCACGUGAGCCGGGUUAUGUGUAUAAGUCUUCCUGAUGACCUAGCUGCAGCUGCAUCAUCGUUCUUGUCUACCCUCCCGGCCACAAACUGCAUCAGAGUUGUCCAGAAAGAAGAAUCUCGCCGCCUUCUUCAUACUGAAGAUCAGAGUCGGACGCUCCAGCAUGUUCAACAACAGCUCCGACCCAUGGAAGCUCACUGGGGAGACAUCUGCUCCAGAGUUUGUACGCUUACAGCCUUGCUACAAGUGGCAUCUACAGAACAAGACUGUAUCCAUUGCACAAGCCGACGAAGCCUGCUCAAUGCACGAGGACCUUGUGAGAUUAGGGACAGGGACUGAAAUAUGGCUGUUGGGAUUUCUCAUCAUCAUCAGCAAUGCCGUUGUGUUCCUGGGAAUCAUUGGAACCAGAGAACUCCACAGACCCAUCUACAUCUACCUGGCAAAUCUGACAAUGGCAGAUAUUUUCGCAGGUAUUGGACUUCUGUAUCGAACAGCGGGUCAUGACUUACAUAACCUGAUGUAUGAAUUUAUGAUGACUUAUCAGAACUUGAUAGUAUUUACUCAGAUGAUUUCAACAUCAGCGUUAACUCUUUUGUCUGUUAACUCCUACGUUGCUUUAAGGCAUCCUAUAUGGUUCCACAUCCACGCCGACAGUGCCAAACUGCGUGCAGGUGUAGCGAUGACUGUUUCAUGGAUUGUUUGCUCCUUGCUUGCCUUCUCACCCAAUAUGGGCUGGAACUGUAUCUAUAUGCAGACCCUGACCACGGGUAUCUGCAUUUCAUAUUACCCUCUGCCCUUUGUCAUCAUUUCAGUAUCUAUUUGGCUCUUGAUGUGCAUAGUCAUAAUGUUUACCAACAUAAGUGUAUUCAUAGCAAUCAGACAAAUGGAAAAGAGAAGGCUUCAACAGGCUUCUAGGGAAAAUGGUCCAGUACAAAACAGGGAUGGGGGUAAUCCGGAAAACAACGGUUCACAACUGGAGGCACAGAGGAAAUAUGAAGAAAGGGUGCACAAGUCCAGGACUGUGAUGAUUCAUGUAGUUAUUUGCUUUCUCUUCUGGUUAUUACCACUCCUUUUAGUAGCAGUGUGCUGGAGUAGCCAAGAUUUCUGCCCUCGCUCGAUUGAACUCUUUACGGGUGUUACUCUGAACUCACUUAUAAACCCAAUUGCAACACUUAUCCGCAUAAAGGGCGUAAGGGACACAAUCUGGCGUAAACUAGCAGACAUCUAUCGAACACUUGUCGGUGCAAUACAGAGAAACAUUGUGAACCCACAGGAAGACCGAGCUGAAACAGGAGAUGCCCAACAUCUACAGGAAGGUCAAAACGGUCCGACUCCGGUUGAUUAGCCUUAAGUU
This is a messenger RNA of Branchiostoma floridae (Florida lancelet), 1561 nucleotides long. Its product is annotated as sphingosine 1-phosphate receptor 2-like. Lineage: Eukaryota; Metazoa; Chordata; Leptocardii; Amphioxiformes; Branchiostomatidae. Bases 371 to 1552 code for a protein of 393 amino acids. The transcript has a single exon. Gene Ontology annotation, biological process: G protein-coupled receptor signaling pathway. Gene Ontology annotation, molecular function: G protein-coupled receptor activity. The record is from RefSeq and is a predicted model, not a curated record. Gene Ontology annotation, cellular component: membrane.